Equus caballus (horse) is the source of this 985-nucleotide messenger RNA. It is a transcript of the gene RPL6, whose product is annotated as ribosomal protein L6. Gene Ontology annotation, molecular function: structural constituent of ribosome; RNA binding. The record is from RefSeq and is marked validated. NCBI's taxonomy places the organism in Eukaryota, Metazoa, Chordata, Mammalia, Perissodactyla, Equidae. Gene Ontology annotation, cellular component: ribosome; cytosolic large ribosomal subunit. Gene Ontology annotation, biological process: ribosomal large subunit assembly; cytoplasmic translation.
ACCGGAAGCCGGGGCCUUAGUUCUCUUUCCCAUCUUGCAAGAUGGCGGGUGAAAAAGCCGAGAAGCCGGGUACCAAGGAGAAGAAACCUGCAGCCAAGAAGGCUGAUGCUGGUGGCAAGGUUAAGAAGGCUAACGUCAAGGCCAAGAAGGCUAAUGUCAAGGCUAAGAAGGCUAACGUCAAGGCCAAGACGCCUAAGAAGGGAAAGCCCCACUGCAGCCGAAACCCUGUCCUAGUCAGAGGAAUUGGCAGAUAUUCCCGAUCCGCCAUGUAUUCCAGGAAGGCCAUGUACAAGAGGAAGUACUCAGCGGCUAAAUCCAGGAUCGAAAGGAAAAAGAAGGAGAAGGUCCUUGCUACUGUCACAAAACCAGUUGGUGGUGACAAGAACGGUGGUACCCGAGUGGUUAAACUUCGCAAAAUGCCUAGAUAUUAUCCUACUGAAGAUGUGCCUCGAAAGCUUUUGAGUCACGGCAAAAAACCCUUCAGUCAGCAUGUGAGGAAACUGCGAGCCAGCAUCACGCCUGGGACCAUUCUGAUCAUCCUCACUGGGCGCCACAGAGGCAAGAGGGUGGUUUUCCUGAAGCAGCUGGGCAGUGGCUUGCUGCUUGUCACUGGACCCCUGGUCCUCAAUAGAGUUCCUCUGCGUAGAACACACCAGAAAUUUGUCAUCGCCACCUCCACCAAAAUUGAUAUCAGUGGUGUGAAAAUCCCAAAACACCUCACUGACGCUUACUUCAAGAAGAAGCAGCUGCGUAAGCCCAGACACCAGGAAGGCGAGAUCUUCGACACAGAGAAGGAGAAAUACGAGGUUACAGAGCAGCGCAAAGUUGAUCAGAAAGCUGUGGACUCACAAAUUCUGCCAAAGAUCAAAGCCGUUCCUCAGCUCCAGGGCUACCUCCGGUCCGUGUUUGCUCUCACAAAUGGAGUUUAUCCUCACAAAUUGGUGUUCUAAAUUUCUUGCAAAGAACCUGAUUAAAUAACUGAUCC